UCGAACUCUUCACCUCACAAUCUCGGCGUUUACCUCCCGCACAUAUUCUCCGGGCAAAGUCGACGGAUCCCCAUCGCGAGUGCCCGCACCCAACCCACAAGGCAAGCUGCGGCUGCUACGUAGGUAUUUUUUUUUUUGAUGUCGCUACGUAGGUAGUAUUUAUUGCCUUGCCAGCUCUCUCAGGGCCCCCUACAAAAAAGUGGCCUAUACACCCCCACCACCAACAUUAACAUCCCCGCGCUUCACCACAUUCGCAUACCAUACCUGAGGCGCCCGCGACGACAGCCUGCACCGUGACCAUCCGAGGAACUAUGCUAAGCAAUACGAGGCACUCUGCGCGCCUGACCUCGUCCGCUACUUUACCAUGAGGAUUUUGCGCCCCCGCGUCGUCGCGCCCGUCGGGGCCGCAUCCCGCCAACUGUGCCACCAAUUUUCAUCCUCACCCCUCCGAGCGCCCCUCGCGCGAACAGCCUCCGUGUCAACCACCACUACCGUCCCUUUCACUCUAGCAAGCAGUGCCGCGCGAUGCCGACGGCGAGGGAGCGCCGCCGCCGACCGGGUUCUCGGCCCGCUCACGUCCUCGCGACCUCUCAGCGUCGGCCACGAAGCGCCGAAGCAGCCACCAACGUUCGCUUUCGCCUUUGACAUCGACGGCGUACUGAUGCACGUCGCGAAGCCGAUCCCGGGCGCGGCCCGCACGCUCGCGUACCUGCAGCAGCAGCGGAUCCCCUUCAUCCUGCUGACCAACGGCGGCGGCAAGCACGAGACGGAGCGCGUCGCCGACCUGAGCGCGCGCCUCGGCGUGACGCUGACCACGGAGAACUUCGUGCAGUCGCACACGCCCUUCCGGGAGCUCGUCGACAGCCCCGGCGAGGGCCUGCGCGACCGCAACGUGCUCGUGACGGGGUCGGACGCGGCGCGGUGCCGCGCCAUCGCCGAGCAGUACGGGUUCCGGCGCGUCGUCAUCCCGGCCGACAUCCUGGCGGCGCACCCGGACAUCUUUCCGUUCGACCCGCUGAUGCGGGAGCGGUACGCGGCGACGGCGCGGGCGCUGCCGCCGCCGCUGCCCGAGGACGUCGGCGCGGCCGGCGGCGGCAGCAGCGGCGGCGGCCACCCGCUGCGCAUCGACGCCAUCCUCGUCUUCGACGACCCGCGCGACUGGGCGCUCGACAUCCAGCUCAUCACGGACCUGCUCGCGUCGCGCGGCGGCGUGCUGGGCACGUACUCGCGCCGCAACGGCCGCCCGGACCUGCCGGGCCGCGGCUGGCAGGCCGACGGCCAGCCGGCGCUGUACUUCAGCAACCCGGACCUGCACUGGAGCGCCGGGUACCGGCACCCGCGGCUCGGCCAGGGCGCGUUCCAGGCGGCGCUGGCGGGCGUGUGGCACGAGCUGACGGGGGGCCAGGCGGCGCUGCGGCGGACGGUGAUCGGCAAGCCGCACGGGCGGACGUACGGGUUCGCGGAGCGCGUGCUGCGCGCGCACCGGGAGACGCUGUGGGCGUCGGCGGGGGCGGGGGAGCAGAAGCUGCCGCCGCUGCGGCGCGUCUACAUGGUGGGGGACAACCCGGCGAGCGACGUGCGCGGCGCGAACGAGUACGCGAGCCCGCACGGCACGCCCUGGACCUCGAUCCUGGUGCGGACCGGCGUGUGGGACCCGGACCGCGCCGGCGCCCCCGCGCACCAGCCCGGCCGCAUCGCGGACGACGUCGCGGCGGCGGUGGCGUGGGCGCUCGAGCGCGAGGGCUGGCCCGCGGCCGGCGGCGCGGGGUUCGACGCGCUGGCGGCGAGGGAGGGCUGAGGGGGCGAGAGGGAAAAAGAGUCUGUACGUUUACGCGGACCGGGUAGGUAAUAUACCUAAGUAGGUGUCUAGUAGGUAGCUGAAUCGAACCCAGCUCCUUUCGCGCUCUUACCUACGUGCCAGCUUAGGGGUUAGCAGCACCCUAGCAUCCCGUCUCGGUGCGUAGGCGCGGCAGCCGGCGCCGCUGUAGAUCCGCGCGUGCGUAUUCUCGGGCGGGCUGCCUGCCCCGCGACGUUUCCGUCGGCGGGCAUGUAGGUAGGUAAGUAGGUAUGUGUAGUGCUGUCGCAUCCGGCGGCGAGACGGCAAGACGGGUCGGCGGUGGCGCGCGAUGCCGACGCUCCUGUCAAGAGGGCGUGUGACGGGGCACUCGUCUGGGCCGUGGAACGGGCUGAGGCUGGGGUGGUAUUCGGGACGCAGCGCUGGCCGCCUCGCGUCGACCCCCCG
This is a messenger RNA of Durotheca rogersii, 2242 nucleotides long. RefSeq names its product HAD-like domain-containing protein. The transcript is spliced from 2 exons. The coding region runs from base 365 to 1798 and encodes 477 amino acids. NCBI's taxonomy places the organism in Eukaryota, Fungi, Ascomycota, Sordariomycetes, Xylariales, Xylariaceae. The record is from RefSeq and is a predicted model, not a curated record. Gene Ontology annotation, cellular component: mitochondrion. Gene Ontology annotation, biological process: glycerophospholipid biosynthetic process.